Messenger RNA from Brassica oleracea var. oleracea, 2948 nucleotides. Its product is annotated as la-related protein 1A-like. Lineage: Eukaryota; Viridiplantae; Streptophyta; Magnoliopsida; Brassicales; Brassicaceae. The transcript has 15 exons. Gene Ontology annotation, molecular function: RNA cap binding. Gene Ontology annotation, biological process: mRNA stabilization. The coding region runs from base 151 to 2565 and encodes 804 amino acids. The record is from RefSeq and is a predicted model, not a curated record.
UAUUACUCUUAAAAGCGCCACCCAAAACACACACCCACACUCCCUCCAUCGCCGUUCCCAUACUUUUUUGCUUCCCGGCUCACAUUGCAUCCUCUCCUCCCGAUUGCCUCUGAUCCAAUUCAAUCGACUUAACCUCUCUAGCUUCUGAUCAUGGCGGAGACUGAGAGAUCAUUAGCCGAUGAUCGAGAAGUGAUCGGCGGCCACGUCACUGGUUCCGAGACUAAGUCUCCAUGGAAAACAGCGGCUCCUCCUACAGAGCCCGCCGACGCCCCGGUAAUGGGUGCUCACUCGUGGCCUGCCCUCGCCGACGCGCAACAACCGCGUCCUAAGAAUCCUCCUCCGCCGGCGGCGGCUCCGCCGUCGAAGUCAAUUUCGACGUCAAUCCCAAAUCCUUCUCAGGGUGUAACUGGUCAUGCUAAAUCCAAACCUGGUGGAAAGGCUAACCCUGCUCACAAGAAUCCACCUGGCCGUUAUUCAAAGCCAGGCUCGAAGAGCAACCAAAGUGGCCCCACUCCUCCUGCUCCUGCUUACCCCAUGCACGCUGUACCUUAUCAUCCACCUCCUUUUCCACCUAUGUCGUAUCCCACUGGUCCUGAUUUUCCAUAUCCUCUUUAUCCUCCUUACCCGGUUCCUGGAGCUCCCGUUGCAGAGUCCGCCAACGAGAAGCCAGCGCAAGCCUCUCCUCUUCCACCACCUCCUCCUCCUCAAGGAGAUCCUAGACAGCAUCAGAGGGGUUUUGGCCCAAGAAACAUGCCGCAUGGACCUAGGAACUUUGUGAGACCUCCGUAUAUGGGGCAAGGUCCUGGGUUCAUUGUUGGUCCUGGUCCUGGCUUUCCCGGUCCUGUGUACUACUUGCCGGGUCCACCCCCUGGAGCUAUAAGAGGAUAUCCUCCACGUUUUGCUCCAUAUCCUGGUAACCAGGGUCCUCAAGCUCUGUCUCCAGAACAACUCGACUUAAAGGAUAGAGUCAUAAAACAAAUAGAAUAUUACUUCAGUGACGAAAACCUUCAGAAUGAUCAGUACCUCAUUUCCUUAAUGGAUGAACAAGGAUGGGUUCCCAUCAAAAUCAUAGCUGACUUCAAAAGGGUUAAGAUGAUGACCAUGGAUGUAGAGUUUAUAGUCUAUGCGCUGAGAUUUUCUACUUCUGUUGAAGUGCAGGGUGACAAGAUACGUAAGCGUGACGAGUGGUCUAAGUGGGUUCCUGCAUCUAAAAGGUCGGCCUCUGAGCAGAAAACUGGAGACAAUGACAAAGAUUCCCCAGAGAGUGUAACAAGCAAAGAUAACUUUAAAAAGUCUUCAAAGCCUACUGUGUUCUUGUCAGAGGGUUCUCAGUCAUCAAGAACCAAUGUAUAUGAAAGUGAUAAUCUGAAAUCAUUAUCAGACGAUUUUUCAAACACAUUCUUGCUUGACGAGGAAAUGGAUCUGGAGCAUAAAAUCCCAAGAAAGAGUGGUCUUUCCAUGUCCAGAAGGACUGAUGAUGAAGACGAUGAUAUUGCUGUUGAUGAUCAUGAUAUUCAGAAACUUGUAAUUGUUACCCAGAAUAGUGGGAGAAGUGAUGGCACUGGAAUCAGUGGAACAAAAGCCAAAAACAUUCCCAAGGAGCUUGCCUCCACAAUAAACGAUGGUCUAUACUACUUUGAGCAGGAGCUCAAAAAGAAUCGAUCUGGUCGUAGGAAGAACAAUUCCCAUUUGGAUAACAGAGACGGAAAAGUAAAAGCUGGGGGAGGAUUGAACCCUAAAUUAGGCGAAAAUUCUGCAGCAAACGGUGGAAGUGAAGAGCAUAGCAUUAGGAGGAAGCAGAGUAAGGGAGCCCACAAACAUCAUAUUGCACACGCACGGAGGUUUUUCUCUGGCAACAUGAGAAACCAUGGGGCUAGUCUCAGUUCUCAUACUUCAGAAAGUCCGCCUAGUAGCUCCAUUGGAUUCUUCUUUGGAUCUACACCACCAGACAAUCAUGGCCACAGGCUUUCAAAGUUGAGUUCAUCACCACAAUGCUCUCUUUCUGGCAGCAGUCCACCUGUGGGCUCUUUACCAAAAUCAUUUCCACCUUUUCAACAUCCAAGCCACCAACUGCUGGAAGACAAUGGGUUCAAACAAGAAAAGUACUUGAAGUAUCGCAAGAGGUGCCUAAACGAAAGAAAGAAGCUGGGGAGCGGAUGCAGUGAGGAAAUGAAUCAUUUGUACCGAUUUUGGUCGUAUUUCCUCAGAGAAACGUUUGUGCCGUCAAUGUAUGAAGAUUUCCAGAAGUUUGCUCUUGAGGAUGCAGCUGGCAAUUACAACUAUGGGUUGGAGUGUCUCUUCAGGUUUUAUAGUUAUGGUCUGGAGAAGCAAUUCGAAGAGGACCUUUACAAGGACUUCGAGCAGCUGACGCUUGACUUCUACCAUAAGGGAAACCUAUAUGGCUUGGAGAAAUAUUGGGCAUUCCACCAUUAUCGAGGCCAAAAAGAACCAACCAUAAAGAAGCACCCUGAGCUAGAGAAGCUACUGACAGAAGAAUACCGAAGCAUAGCCGAUUUCCGAGCAAAGGAUACAAUCACCAGCCAAAAAGAGAACAAGUCUCACUAAUGAUUUGAAGAGACGAAGAGCAGAGACUUGCCACUGAGCAAAUGAUCCUCUUAAUCUUGACCUUAAAAUUUUUGUGCAUCUCUUUCUGGUGGGAAGUGACCAAAGCCAAGUGAAGCUAUUCGCUCUGAAUUUUUAAAAGGAUUUUUUUUUUCCUUGGGUGUUUUUCUUUUCUGCAAAGACAAAACAGAGAGCUUUGACUGAAGAGGCGUGCGUUCAUCUUAGACAGAGUUUCGCCCUCUCCCCAAAACUUGUAAUCUUUUCUUUUUUGUAUAUAUAGAGAUUUCAUUUUCUAUUUGCUCAGUUUUGGAACAAAAAGAGAGGUUGUUGGUAGUGUCUCUGUAGAAACAGCAAGAGAUUUGUUUGCUUCAAACUUUUAUUACAUU